AUGGAUGAUGAAGUUCUUGCCGGUUUUGCACGACGUACAAGGAGAAGACGUGAUACCAAUGAACCAAAUGGACUUGUAAGUCAAGAGGAAGGGGAGACCUCCAGAGCGGUAACAGUUGAGGAUAUCGUUAGAGCUAUGUUAGGAAUAGCUCAACAGCAUGCACCGACAAAUAAGUUUGUUGAAUUCAAGAAAUUGGCUCCACCAUACUUUGAUGGUAGCAUCGAUCCGCUAAAAGCUGAAAAGUGGAUAAAAGAUUUGGAGAAGUUAUUCGAUGUACUCAAAUGUGACGAUGCAGAAAAGGUACAAUUUACAAUAUUUCAGUUACAAGGAAAUGCAAGUGACUGGUGGGAGUUGAAGAAGCAAACUUACGAGCGCGAUACAAGUACACUCUCAUGUGAUACAUUUAAGAAAGAUUUUUACAACACCUAUUUUCCCAAGAGUUUGAGGCCAGAGAAAGAGAUGGAAUUCAUAAAUCUGAAACAGGGAAAUAUGACUAUUACUGAAUACCAAGCUCGGUUUGUAGACUUAGCAAAGUUUGCUCAAUCAUGGAUGGGAAGAGAGAUUACGAAGGUGGUUGAUAAGACACGAUUGAUUGAAAGGGAGUUGGGUAUUACGAGAAGGAUUGAUGAGGCGAGCUCGAAGAAAAGAAGUCAUCAAAGUGCCAAUGAAGGAAAUCGAAACUCAUUCCGAAAUAGAAAGCCUUUUUUUGCGAGCAGUACGACUCAAGUCACUAGAAAUGUGCAUUCACAUAAUUCAUCGUCGUCUGUGCAGUGUUCGUAUUGUUCUGGAAACCAUCGCAUGGAAGAUUGUCGCUGGCUAUCUAGAGCAUGUGUUUUAUGUGGGCAACAUGGUCACUUGAGAGCAAAUUGUACACGCUUUAGAAAGACAUUCACUCAGCAUAAUGCGCGCGAGACAGGAAAUUCCAUGAAUCGAAAACCCUUUCCCAAUAAAAAUCAGAAAAUGGGACAGACAUCAGGAGGCCAAGCUAGAGUGUUUUCUACAAUGAAUGUCGAGCAAGCGCGUGCGUCUAACGCUGUGGUCUCAGGUACUCUUUACGUUUCUUCCGCUUAUGCUUUAGCGUUAUUUGAUUCUGGUGCUACCGAUUCUUUUAUUUCUCAAACCUUUAUCAAAAAGCAUAAUUGGAAUACUAAACCUCGAGACGUGAGUAUAAGUGCAGAAAUACCAUUGGGUGACAAAAUAAUUGCAAACCUAAUUUGUAAGUCUCGAGAAGUACAUAUAGGAGAUAAAUUGUUACUAGUAGAUCUUACGGUACUAGAUAUGCAUAGUUUCGAUAUCAUUUUGGGGAUGGAUUGGUUAGCUCACAACUUUGCUACAGUUGAUUGUCAUGAAAAGAGGAUAAUAUUUCAAAUUCCCAAGCAGCCUAUAUUCUCUUUUAUGGAAAGUAAAAUUGUUAUUCCUCCAAAGAUGAUAUGUUGUUUAGAAGCAAAACGCAUGAUUAGAAAGGGUUGUGAAUGUUAUAUGGUGGUGUUAUGGGGUACCGAAAAGAAUGAGAAAUCUUUAGAAACUGUUCGAUCAUAA
Molecule: messenger RNA, 1539 nt
Organism: Impatiens glandulifera
Lineage: Eukaryota; Viridiplantae; Streptophyta; Magnoliopsida; Ericales; Balsaminaceae
Exons: 2
Coding region: 1-1539 (512 amino acids)
Biological process (GO): proteolysis
Molecular function (GO): zinc ion binding; aspartic-type endopeptidase activity; nucleic acid binding
Source: RefSeq, a predicted model, not a curated record